AUGAAUAAAUUAAAAAGUAAUGUUAUUAGAAGCAUUCCAAACUUACAUUAAGAAAGUAAGGUUGAGUAUGGUAAAAUAUUAAGUGCAAUAAAGCCAAAUGAAUUUUAAGAACCAAAAACAGCUAAAUAUAUGUAAUUGGAUCUGAAAAAUAAACUUAAUUCAUAAUUUAGAGAAAAUGUUACGAGUUUAAGUUCAGAAAGAUAAUAACCAAAAAAGAUAAAGAAAAUAGAUGGAAAAGUGGCAACAAUUGUUGAAUUGAUCAAAUAAGAUUUGCUUCCUAUGUUGAAUAUUCAAAAUGAUAGAAUUGAAAAAUUAGAAAGAAGAUUUAAAUUAAAGAACGAUUCAGAAGGUGAUUGUGAUUUACGUAAGACUUCCAUAAUAUCUGAUAAAAAAUCAAAUUCGGUUGUAGAAAAUGAAGUCCAGAAUUUAUCCGUUAGUGUUGAUGAAAUAAAAAAAAAUUUAUCACAUCUUGAUAAUUUUGUUAAAUAUCAAUUUAUAAAGGGUAAAUGCUAGUCUUAAGAAGUGCCAAACAACAAAAAUAAAAGUUUAAUAUCAUAAAUCUAAUCUAAAGUUAAUACAGAAAUAAUGUAAUAAAAAAUUGAGUCUUAAGAGACAAUCAAAUAAAUACAAGAAUAUAUAUCUGUUUAGUUAUAAGAAAUAAAAGAUUGGAUUAAUACUAUAUCAAUUGAUUAAUAGAAAGAAAUAGAGAUUAAACAAAAUCAAAUGGAAACACAAUUUUAUUAAUUUUUAUAUUAACCAUUAGAAGUGUUAAGAUAAAUCUAAACAAACUAAAAUGAUAUUUAGAUUUAAAUAAAGUAAUUGGAAUCUGUUUUGAAUUCUAAUGUAUUUUUUAAAAAAGAUUAUAAUUCAAAAGAUGAUAUUAUUUGUUGUAAGCAAGAUCUUAACAAAGAGUUAAUUAAAAUUGAUUGCGGUCAUUUAUACCACAAGGAAUGUUUAGAAAAGGGAAUUGAAAUUGAUCUAAAAGAUUAAAAAUAUUUUAGCUGUAAAGAAUGUCACACAUAGAUAUAAUUGAAUAAAAUUAGAUAAAUUAAAAUCUCACAAAAAUUAUUAGAUUAAAUAUUUAAAGAAUAAUUAAAAUAGUUGAUGACAACUUCAAAGAUUGAAAUGAUGUAAUGUUUGAAAUGUGGAUUCAUAUAUAUAUAAGAUAAAUAAUAACAAAACCACUCAAGCCCCUGUGUAUAAUGUACUUGA
Molecule: messenger RNA, 1212 nt
Organism: Paramecium sonneborni
Lineage: Eukaryota; Ciliophora; Oligohymenophorea; Peniculida; Parameciidae
Source: the annotation of a GenBank genome assembly